AUGGGGAUGAGGAACAAAUACAGGAAACCAACCUCUUUCCAUUGCAAUGUAGGUAGCAGAUGUUCAAUGUCUGCUGUAGUGUGGAGCUUGGUGGGAUUUCUACUUUUCCUUCACUUGUACACCGUUGUUAACCACAAUGGUGGAAAUGGUAGAGAGAUCCAAUUCCAUUCCAGCCGUCACCCUCUCAUACGUGAACUUGAAGAGGUGAAGGAGGAGCAUAUCCAAAUUCCUCCACCAAGGGGCAAAAGAUCUCCACGUGCUGCAAAACGAAGACCUAAGAGGAUGACCACACUGAUUGAUGACUUUCUUGAUGAGCAUUCUCAACUUAGGCAGAUCUUUUUUCCAGAUAUGAAAAGUGCUAGAGAUCCAACAAAUGAUGCUGGGAACAAUAGCUUCUAUUAUUUUCAUGUAAGAACUUGGUUGGAUACUGAGGGAAAUCCCAUUCAAGCUCAUGGAGGAGGAGUUUUAUAUGAUGAAAUGUCAAAGACCUACUUUUGGGUCUUUUUACGCUCUUUCUUUCAGGUUGACAUCAUUGGAGUCGAUUGCUAUUCCUCCAAAGACCUCUGGACAUGGAAAAAUGAGGGGAUUGUAUUGGCAGCGGAAGAGACAAAUGAAACCCAUGACCUCCACAAAUCUAAUGUUCUCGAGAGGCCAAAAGUGAUUUGCAAUGACAAGACAGGGAACUAUGUAAUGUGGAUGCAUAUUGAUGAUGCCAACUACACCAAAGCUGCUGUUGGUGUUGCAAUUAGUGAUUCCCCAAGUGGUCCUUUUGAUUACCUCUAUCGGAAAAGGCCCCAUGGAUUUGAAAGCAGAGACAUGACAAUCUUCAAAGACGAUGAUGGUGUGGCAUAUCUCAUAUACUCCUCCGAGGACAACAGUGAGCUUCAUGUUGGACCGCUUACAGAAGAUUAUCUUGAUGUCACACAUGUUGUGAGAAGGGUUAUUGUUGGACAACACCGGGAAGCACCUGCAUUAUUUAAGCAUCAGGGAACUUACUACAUGAUCACAUCAGGGUGCACUGGCUGGGCCCCAAAUGAGGCUCUGGCCCAUGCAGCUGAUUCGAUCAUGGGUCCAUGGGAAACUAUGGGAAAUCCAUGCAUUGGAGGCAACAAGAUGUUUCGGCUUACAACAUUUUUUGCGCAAAGCACAUUUGUUGUUCCUUUGACAGGAUUUCCAGGUUCAUUUAUUUUCAUGGCAGAUCGGUGGAAUCCUGCUGACCUGAGGGACUCAAGAUAUGUAUGGCCACCUUUGGUGGUUGGGGGACCUGCUGAUCGACCACUUGAGUUUAAUUUUGGAUACCCAGUGUGGUCAAGAGUAUCAAUUUAUUGGCAUAGAAAGUGGAGGCUUCCUUCUGUGAUGUUUAUAUUAACAUUGAGGAGGGUAGGAUGUUUGUACAAAAAUGGUUAUUCAUGGACAGGAAAUUUUUCUAAUGACCUACUUACAGUUGCACCAAUUGCUGCCUGCCUUUCGUACUUGCAAAUCUCUGUUUGUGGCAAGGCAAUGGUAGCACUUGAAGAGUUAAGGAUUAGAAGGCUUUUGAAGCUAAAGGAGAAUCCUUACCCAUGA
Messenger RNA from Hevea brasiliensis (rubber tree), 1566 nucleotides. RefSeq lists its product as uncharacterized. The transcript has 4 exons. Bases 1 to 1566 code for a protein of 521 amino acids. Lineage: Eukaryota; Viridiplantae; Streptophyta; Magnoliopsida; Malpighiales; Euphorbiaceae. Gene Ontology annotation, molecular function: hydrolase activity, hydrolyzing O-glycosyl compounds. The record is from RefSeq and is a predicted model, not a curated record. Gene Ontology annotation, biological process: carbohydrate metabolic process.